CCACAGUGAGGACAUCUCAGAGCAGGCAACAUCCCCAACUGUCAGGCCACAGCAGGGACCGUAGGCUGGAAGAUCCUCCUCCGUCCUCUUCAACCUCCCCGUUGCUCCUCGAGACUCCGGUCCGGUCGAGUCGUCUCGCGCCGCAGACAUGGCACCUGUCCUCCGAGUCCUGGCCGCUGCCAUGUUCGCCUCAGCUCUGCUGCUGACUGCGACGUCGGCCAAUCUGAACGAAACUAUCUAUGCAGUGACUGUUAGCUCCCGUGUGACUGGAGGGAAACAGGAGACCCUGUGUGCUCACGUCCAGAACCCCUCUGAACGCCUCUCUCUCGCCGUCUCCCUGACUGUGGAUUCCACCAGCAGCGUCAUCCUGGAGGCGACCGUCUCUGAGGAGUUCUAUCACUGCCUCGGCUUCCAGGUGCCCGCCGUACCGAUCAGGACGGUAGCAGUCAUCCAGGUGACCCUGGCGGGUGAGAGCGCCUCCAUGAUCAAGAAGACCAAAAUCGCCAUCGAGCCGCCCGGCUUCAUCCACAUUGUGCAGACUGACAAACCCAUAUACAAACCUGGACAGACCGUCAAAUUCCGGUUUGUCUCUUUGGAUGCCAGUUUCAUCCCUGUGGUUCGAGUGUACAAAGAGGUGGUACUCCAGGAUCCCAAUUCAAACCGCAUCGCCCAGUGGCUGAAUCAGACGAUCAGUGGCGGCAUCCUGGACCUGUCACACACCUCGAUCCCCGAGGCCACUCAGGGAACUUACACCAUCAGAGUUGUGACAGACAAAGAGGAGGAGCUCUCCCACACAUUCGACAUCAAGGAGUACGUUUUGCCAAAGUUUGAGGUAAAAGUGGACCUGCCCAGUGUGAUCACCGUCCUGGACACAACAACCACAUUCAAGAUCUGUGGAAAAUAUACUUAUGGGAAACCUGUUCUUGGUAGAGUUAAAGCCGAGUUUUGUAGGAAAUACUUUCUAUUUUUCUGGCGUUCAGAAGAGCCAAACAACGACAUUUGCAAGAACUUUGAUUUGACUCUGGAUAAAAGUGGAUGUGCCUCAGAAACUCUGAGCUUGGCAGAGUUUGCUCUAAACAAGUUCUCAUAUUCUGACCGUUUUGAGCUAAAUGCUGAGUUGGAGGAGGAUGGAACAGGGGUGGUUCUUAAAGGCUCAGGAACGGCCAGCCUGAGCAGUCAGAUCAGAACUAUCACCUUCGAGGACGUACCUGGAGCAUACAAGCCUGGCAUACCAUUUGAAGGAAAGAUCAAGCUGGUCGGCCCAGAUAGUCAACCUGUUGCCAAUGAGCUGCUUUAUCUGUUUGUUGAAGACUCCAAGAAAAUGAUGCUCACGACAGACGCAAAAGGCAUUUCUCAGUUUUCUCUGGACACGUCUGAGUGGAAGGGCUCUGUCUCUCUCAAGGUUCUCACUAAGGAUACAAAGGAGAACGAACCUUAUGUUGCCAACUUACGGCGGCCAGACUACGGAUUGGCCUACCAGUUCGUCUCACCAGCUUAUUCCAAGAGCAAUAGUUUCCUGAUGCUCAAGCGUAUCAGCGAGGGUUUCGCCUGCGACAGAGAUGCAACUGUGACGGCUCAGUACAUCAUUCAGGGAACAGAACUGAAAGAGGAACAGACGGUCCUUAACUUCUUCUACCUGGUGCUGUCCAAAGGUGAAACUGUGCGUCAUGGUUCUGUCCCAGUGAACGUCACAACAGGAACUGUCAACAAAGGGGAGCUGACCGUCAGACUGAGUGAGGUGAUAGACCUCGCCCCUGUUGCCCAGGUGAUUGUUUACUCUUUGAUGGCCAAUGGGGAGAUGGUGGCAGACAGCCAGGACUUCCCCAUUCAGCUCUGCCUCAGUAACAAGGUGUCCCUGAAGUUCUCGUCCGUUCAGCAGCUCCCAGCAGAGCAGACCACGCUGACACUGAAGGCCAACCCCAAGUCCCUGUGCUCCGUCAGAGCCAUCGACCAGAGCGUUUUACUGCUGAAGCCAGAGCAGGAGAUCACCGUUGACUUUGUGUUUAACCAGCUGCCGGUCCAGAAGCUGUCAGGGUACGACUACGAGGUGGAAGACUUCGAUCCGUUCCGCUGUUUCCCCGGCGUGAUCCCCAGGCCGAUUCCUGAUUUCCAGCCUGUUCCUGAAGUUGAAGUCGCUCCGACACCAAUCGUCGACGUCAACGUUCGAUCAAAGCGCUCGCUCUUCCUCCCUCCGUUCUAUCAGAAGAUAGACGUCUACAGCAUUUUUAAAGACAUUGGAGUCAAAAUUGUGACAAACUCAGAUGUGAAAAAACCUUACGACUGCUUCGUGUUCAAGUUCAACGAAGUAGGCUUGGCUGGACCUGUUGUCUUCAGCAUGGCAUUGGCUAGAGGUGGAGAAGCUAGAGGUCCAGAGGAGCAGAAAAAGAAGACAGUCAGAACAGAGUUUCCUGAGACCUGGAUCUGGGAUCUUAUUACUGUGGGAGACGGCGGGUCGGCGAGCCUUCAGAAGACCAUCCCUGAUACCAUCACCAAAUGGGCAGCCAGCGCCUUCUGUGUCUCCCCUACUGGUUUCGGCGUGUCGCCCAACACCGGGCUCACCGCCUUCCAGCCGUUCUUCGUCAGCCUCACCUUGCCCUACUCCGUCAUCAGAGGGGAGGUGUUCACACUGAAAGCCACCGUCUUCAAUUACCUCUCCCAGUGCAUAAUGGUCAAAGUAACUUUGGCUGAGUCUGACCAAUUCACCUUCAGAGACUGUGAAGGCUGCCAGUACAGCAUCUGUCUGUGUGGAGAGGAGAGCAAGACCUUCUCCUGGAUUGUGACUCCAACUGCUCUAGGCGACGUGAGCCUGAGGGUCAGCGCCGAGGCUCUGAGGACCCGCGAUCUGUGCGGUAACGAGGUAACCACGGUGCCAGACGUGGGCCGAAUCGACACGGUGGUCCGCACGCUCCUGGUGGAGGCUGAAGGAACGCCUCAGAUGAAGAGCCACAACGCCCUGCUGUGUCCUGCAGAUGGUCCAGUGGAGAAGAAAAUCUCUCUCCAGCUGCCUGAAGUGUUUGUGGAGGGGUCAGCCAGAGCGUCCGUCUCUGUCCUGGGUGACCUGAUGGGCCGGGCCCUUCAGAAUCUGGACAGGCUGCUGGCCAUGCCAUACGGCUGUGGGGAGCAGAACAUGGUGCUGUUCGCUCCAAACAUCUUCAUCCUCAACUACCUGAAAAGCUCCGGUCAGCUGACCGAGACCAUCCUGGAGAAGGCCAGGCGCUUCCUGGAGAGCGGAUAUCAGAGGGAGCUCAACUACAAGCAUGACGACGGCUCCUACAGCGCCUUCGGGAACAGCGACCCCUCUGGAAACACCUGGCUCACUGCGUUUGUGAUGAAGUCGUUUGGCGGAGCCAGAGAUCACAUCUAUGUGGACCCACAGCACAUCAAGGACGCCAGGACCUGGCUGACCGGACUGCAGAAGAGUGACGGCUGUUUCACAUCUGUUGGGAAACUCUUCCACAACAGCAUGAAGGGAGGAGUGAGUGACGACGUGUCUCUGACAGCUUACAUCGUCGCCGCUUUGCUGGAGCUGGACGGCGUCGCCUCGGACCCCGUGGUCCAGAAGGGCCUGAGUUGUCUGAAAGAUGCUGUGGCUGGGGAGUUUGACAACCUGUACACCACGGCCCUGAUGACCUACACCUUCAUUCUGGCUGGAGAUCAGGAGAUGAGGAGCAAACUCGUCACCGUUCUGGACCAGAAGGCCAAGAAGGACGGUGGCUCUGUUCACUGGGAGCAAGUGGGAUCUUCUGACGCUGUGGAAGUGGAGAUGACCUCCUACGUGCUGCUGGCCCUGCUCCUCUCUCCUCCUCUGGAGGGUUUCAGUCUGGACUACACCUCUGGCAUCAUCCGCUGGCUCGCUCAGCAGCAGAACCCGUACGGCGGCUUCUCCUCCACGCAGGACACAGUGGUGGCCCUCCAGGCUCUGGCCAGGUACGCCGAAGCCACCUACAGCCCACAGGGAACGACCACGGUGACGGUGACGUCCGCGGGCGGCUUGAGGAAGGAGUUCACUGUGACGCAGAGCAACAGGCUACUGUACCAGGAGGAAGAGCUGAGCGAGGUUCCUGGAGAGUACACCGUUAGAGCCGAGGGACAAAGCUGCGUGCUGACUCAGAUCUCUGCCCACUACAACAUCCCUCCACCUGACGACUUCUCAGCCUUCACCAUCACCAAGAGCGUCGAACCCAGAUGCAAACUCAGCCGGCCACAGCUCCACCUGGUGGUUCAUGUCAGGUAUCAGGGCAGGAGAGACGAGACCAACAUGGUCAUCAUCAACAUCAAGCUGCUGUCUGGAUACGUUCUGGACCAGAACUCCCUGCAGCUGCUGAAGGACGAGCGAUCGGUGAAGCGCGUGGACUCAGACGAAGGAUUCCUCAACAUUUACCUGGACGGGCUGAAAAAGGACGAGCCUCAGACGUGCAAGGUGACUCUGGAGGAGGAUCAGCGGGUCAGGAAUCUGAAACCAGCUGUGAUUAAAGUCUACGACUACUACCAGCCGACUGACCAGGCUGCCACUGACUACACAUCCCCCUGUGCUGAGAGUGACAGUGACAACAAAGUGUAAUUCCUCCUUCCACCAGCAGGACAGAAUUAACAUCUGAAUGAAGUACUGUGUGACGUCUAGGAUUAUUGUUUUGAAACUCUUUAUGUUAAGUUGGGAUCUGAAUCUACUUUGGGUAAUGUUAGAUACUUUAACUCCUAGUUUAUCAGGUUUUAUUCUCUUUUAUUGUGGGUCACAUGCUGAGCAUAUAUAUUUUUCUUUUUGUUGGUGGUGACCAGCAUUGGUCCGAACAGUUUAUGUCUCUGCUCAACACUGGAACAGUCACACUAUUACACACUGGAUACAACAGACAGCAUGAGUGUUUGCUGAUAGUCAUUUUGUUUUUUAUUAAUAGAUCUGACAGAAAUCCACAUUAUUCAUACAUGAAAGUGACACAUGACACAGUAACACAGCAUGGUCAGAGUGCUGAUCGUGUCCGAGGGGAACAUCAGGGUCCAGUCUUAAUGGUGAUGGCUGAUUUAUUCUGUGUACACGUACCUGCACAAGUGUUGUACCAGUAAAAAACAAAAAAAACAAAAAAAAGCUAUUCAUACGUGACUAUUGUACAAUUUCAAAUGCAAGCUGCAAUAAAAGUUCUGAAAUGACAAAAA
This is a messenger RNA of Gambusia affinis (western mosquitofish), 5148 nucleotides long. It is a transcript of the gene a2m1, whose product is annotated as alpha-2-macroglobulin-like protein 1. The record is from RefSeq and is a predicted model, not a curated record. Gene Ontology annotation, molecular function: endopeptidase inhibitor activity. Gene Ontology annotation, cellular component: extracellular region. Lineage: Eukaryota; Metazoa; Chordata; Actinopteri; Cyprinodontiformes; Poeciliidae. The transcript is spliced from 36 exons. The coding region runs from base 149 to 4561 and encodes 1470 amino acids.